GCGAGGACAUUGUCCCCCCCCCCCGAUCCGCCAGUGCUUGAGGUGCAAAGAAUGAAGUUGAAAUUCCCCGGGAUAUGAUCAGUUCAGCACACAAUUACACCGGAUGAAAUGCCUGAACUUAAAAACCAAUGGCAAACCAGGAAAUAGAGGGAAAUAUUUUACCAUCACAUGAAAACUGCGUGUAUACAAAGUGUUAUUGUGAAGAGAAUGUUUGGAAGAUGUGUGAGAUGAUAACCAGAAACAGUGGAACUAAUACAAUUCAAAGAUGUUUCGCUGUGUUUGUAUCUAAUCCACUAAGAAUGGUUCCACUAUGGUGUCAAAAGGCAAGUCCAGAUCCUCUCAAUAAACCAGUAUGCUGGGACUACCAUGUGUUCCUGGUGUACCCAUCACCCAGCUGUAGUCUCGUAUAUGACCUUGACACCAUACUGCCCUACCCUUGUACACUUGAUGAAUAUGUCUCAAACACCUUCAUCUCAGACAAUCAUCUGAAGCCAGACUAUCACAGGUUUUUCCGUGUGAUACCUGCUGUUGAUUACUUGAGAGUAUUUGCCUCAGACAGGAGUCACAUGUUGACGGAUGAAGGUACAUGGCAGGCAACCCCUCCAGAAUACCCCUGCAUACAAAGUGAAUGUAGUAAAAACAAUAUUCAGGAAUUCAUCAAUAUGGAGGCUGACAAAGGUUAUGGUCAUGUGAUGAAACUUGAACAGUUUGCUAGCAUCAUGAAAUCUCUAACAUUAUGGAAGAUCUAUGUACAAGACACUGGUACUACAGACACUAAGAUUGGUCAAUGUGACCACAUUCAAGAGUCAAAUGAUAUUAGUUUGACUAAUGGAUUAAUUGAUGAAAAAAGCUCUGACCUUAAUUUAUUGGAUAACACUUGAAAAUGGAUAACCAUAUAUCUGAAUCAUGAUGAAACGGAUUGCCAUAUGUCCCUAAUCUCAGUGAAAAUGGAUUACCAUGUCUGAGGCUCAAUGCAAGUAGAUUGCCACGUUUGGAUCACUUGAAUGCGAAUGAAUUGCAAUUAGAUCAUAUUUUGAGUUUCCACGUUUGGCCUCACAAUUUCUCUGAAUCAAGUGGGCAGUACCAUCCUUAGUAAGGAGGGUCUAAACUCUCAAGAUACAGAAUACCUUCUUUCUGGACCAGUUUUGGUUCAGCUAUGAAGAUAAGGUGAUGACACUUUUAGAACUCUAGGAACAGUCGUCGUGAUCAGGGCAUCUGUUUGUCCUGUUUAUAUGGAAAGAAUGCACCUUCAAGGUUUUUCAGAAUUCAGGGUAAAAAUCCAUGGCUGUUU
Owenia fusiformis is the source of this 1291-nucleotide messenger RNA. The record is from the annotation of a GenBank genome assembly. Lineage: Eukaryota; Metazoa; Annelida; Polychaeta; Sabellida; Oweniidae.